AUGUUCCGUAUUGUCAUUGGCGUCAUGUUCCAUCUGCAUAUAACCCAGCGGACGGGGCUUCACGCGGCGCGCAAACCACUCAAUAUUUGCUUCUACAAAAGUAUUGGAUCUUAUCAGGGCGUGACGUUAUACGGCAACGCAUACACCGAUGCGUACGGUGCUUUCGGGCGCGUCCCGUGCGUCCGCAACCAAGCAUGGGUCCGCUGCCCGCCGCGCGUUUACAACCCGAACGCCCAUUCCUUAAGACUGCCG
This is a messenger RNA of Iphiclides podalirius (scarce swallowtail), 252 nucleotides long. The record is from the annotation of a GenBank genome assembly. NCBI's taxonomy places the organism in Eukaryota, Metazoa, Arthropoda, Insecta, Lepidoptera, Papilionidae.